This is a messenger RNA of Gamsiella multidivaricata, 2238 nucleotides long. RefSeq lists its product as uncharacterized. Gene Ontology annotation, cellular component: fungal-type vacuole membrane. The record is from RefSeq and is a predicted model, not a curated record. Gene Ontology annotation, molecular function: alkaline phosphatase activity. The coding region runs from base 177 to 1829 and encodes 550 amino acids. Gene Ontology annotation, biological process: dephosphorylation. The transcript has 4 exons. NCBI's taxonomy places the organism in Eukaryota, Fungi, Mortierellomycota, Mortierellomycetes, Mortierellales, Mortierellaceae.
GGAAAAUUCAGGGCACCCUUCCUUAUUUUAUAUUUUUUGUUUGGCUCUCCAUUCCAUCGCUUCUACACUCCAUUCUACUCCACUUCGCUCCAUUACUCUUACCAUUCAUCGAUACUACUCAUCUACUUACCCGACUCUCAACAAAGGAAAGAUUUACGCUAAGCCGAGCAAACAGUAUGGUCAACAGACAGGAGAGUGCCCCAUUGCUUGUCAACGAGGAGCGUGGCGACUCGUUCGACGAGCAGGAGCGCGAGUUGCUCAAGCAAGAAUCCCGGAACCAAGUCCACAGAGAGCGCAGACGACUUUGCCUCUGUCUCGGUCUGGCUGUUGUAUUGGCAUCCGCUGCUGCCAUCACCACGACCUAUCUUUUCACGAAGCAUUCGCCGUCGACCCCAGGUCGUAGUCGCAAUGUGAUCAUGAUGGUGUCAGAUGGAUUUGGUCCUGCUUCUCAGACAUACGGUCGAUCUUUUUGGCAGUACAAGCACAAUUACACCGCUGGAGUCCAGACAUCUUUGGAUCAGAUCCUUGUGGGGGCAUCCAGGACCCGCAGCAGCAGCAGCUUGGUCACCGACUCUGCAGCCGGUGCUACCGCAUUCUCUUGUGCUAUGAAAUCGUAUAAUGCUGCGAUUGGAGUCGAUCCUGAGGGUACUCCGUGUGGCACAGUGCUUGAGUCAGCCAAACAUAUGGGCAUGCUGACAGGACUGGUCGUCACCAGCAGAGUGACUCAUGCCACUCCGGCGGCCUUCUCGGCCCACGUGCUCCAUCGUGACAUGGAGGCAGAUAUCGCUGUGCAGCAGAUUGGAGACUACGAGCUGGGACGCCAGGUUGAUUUGAUGUUGGGAGGCGGACGCUGCUUCUUCUUGCCCAACACGACUGAAGGGAGCUGCCGUUUAGAUGGCCGGGAUUUGAUUAAGGAGAGCAAAUCGUAUGGGUGGGAUUAUGUGGUUCAGAACCGGCGUGAGUUUGAGGACUUGAUAAAGAAAAAUGGGGGCGUGCUGCCCUUGCCUGCUAUGGGUCUCUUCCAUCCGAGCCACAUGAACUUUGAGAUUGAUCGGAGACGCAAGCCCGAGGAGGAGCCUCGCCUAAGCAAGAUGGCUGAGGUGGCUCUAAAGUCGCUCAAAGCCAAGACCAAGCCAGGACGGGGCUUUUUCUUAAUGAUCGAGGGAUCUAGGAUCGAUAUGGGCGCACACAACAACGAUCCUGUUGCUCACGUACACGAGAUUCUAGAAUACCACGAGACUAUCAGGGUGGUCAGAGAGUUUGUGGCGAACAAUACCGAUACCAUCAUGAUUUCGACGAGCGAUCAUGAGACAGGUGGCUUCACGCUGGGACUACAGGCAGAUCCGAAAGUCUACCCAGAAUACCUUUGGAAACCCGAAGUCAUUGACCGUGCACUGGUCUCCACCGAGAUCUUGACUGCGAACCUAGUUGCGUUCCAUGCCUCGGAGGCAUUGGGUAGUGGAUCGAAAGACUCUCAGGGUCGCCAUCGUCGUGUCCAGGAUUUUAUCAAGACAGAGAUUUUGGAGAAGGGUCUCGGUAUCAAAGAUCCUACAGAGGAUGAGAUUGAGUUCCUGUCGAACCCAGAUACGCUACCCAACGAUUUCGUUCGAUUCUUGGGACAUGCCAUCUCUCGUCGUGCCAGUCUUGGAUGGACCACCAUGGGUCAUACCGGAGUCGAUGUCAACUUGUAUGCAGAGAGCUCCAGUGACAACGGAAACAGGAUCUUGGACAGACUGAAAGGCAACCACGAGAAUACCGAUAUCGGAGACUUUAUGUCCUGGUACUUGGAUUUGGACCUCCCUGCCAUUACUGAACGGCUCGUCAAGUAAGUUGUCCACCACCUGCACUCUCAAUCGUUUGGCAUACCUAAGGGACAGCACUAACAAUGACACGCAACCUAUAUCCUGUUGCUGCGCAUUAUGAAUAGAUCUGCAGACAGAUGGUUCAAGCCCAAAAUGAACUUUGCUGCUGCUGGCAACACUCGCAGCAUCCACGAGGAAACAGGAAACUAACAUAUACUUCUGAUUGCUAACGACGGAAACUGCAAAUGCACCAGCCUAGACAUAUUAAUAAACUUGGUGGAGGUCACCGUUUUUUUUGCUUCAUACCGACAAAAACCACGCGUCGCAGAGGGACCUAGGAUAGUCCCGCUUUUCAGUCGUGGACGUAGCCCGAGCCGUUCCGAUUCGGUGCAUUGAUGCAGUGUAAAAAAAAAAAAAAAGGAAGACUAGCACUGAU